Messenger RNA from Sipha flava (yellow sugarcane aphid), 6968 nucleotides. RefSeq names its product cadherin-99C (gene Cad99C). The record is from RefSeq and is a predicted model, not a curated record. Gene Ontology annotation, molecular function: calcium ion binding; cadherin binding. Gene Ontology annotation, cellular component: catenin complex; plasma membrane. Gene Ontology annotation, biological process: homophilic cell-cell adhesion. The coding region runs from base 420 to 5162 and encodes 1580 amino acids. NCBI's taxonomy places the organism in Eukaryota, Metazoa, Arthropoda, Insecta, Hemiptera, Aphididae. The transcript is spliced from 24 exons.
CCGCGCGGUCAGGUAGUUCGCCGGCAACUCUCGUUUGGUUAACAAGCGUACCAAUUGUCCGUCGUCGUCGUCGUUGUCGUUUCGUAUUCCGCUGCCGUGCAGAUUUUAGAACCGUUACCGCGGUACGUUUCGUUCGAAUUCAAGUGUCAUAACCCGUUUUCGCGGACAAACGUCGUAACAGUGCGUCUGUGUUGUGUUUUUUCAUUAAUUCGUUUUAAUUUUAUUUCUAUUUUAUUUUUUCCUCCAAUUUAUCGGCGUCUCUCUCGUCCGUGGUGCACGGUUGAAGUGCGCGUGUGUCGUGAAAAAAACAACGAAUCGCCAGUACAUAAUAUGAUGCACCCUUCAACGUUCGUAUUGCUAUAAUAAUGGAUACGCGAUAACACGUAACCGAGAGAUUUGUUGCGGUUCCGUUUGAAAGGAUGGAUUGGUGGCGGUUUAUAGCUACAUGGACUCCGCUACUGUUCCUAUUCCUCUUGAACAAAGGAUACCGACAUGGCGUAUCAGCUAAAACAAGACUAUGCGAGACGGAAACUGGCCAAUCAAACAUUGUACUGGAUGUUGAAGAAAGUCGAGGGUCCCAAAUUAAUCAGCCAAUUAAACCGGCCGAGUUACCGAUCAUAGGAGAUCCUUACACUGACAUAUCUUUGGAUUUAAUAUUUUCAACAAAUAACGCAACAUUCGCACUAAUUGGGAAAACGAUUCAAUUAACUGAGCCACUGGAUAGAGACGCGGAAAAUUUGUCCCAUACUGUAUUUCAAGUUACGUGCGUGGUGAGGUCUACUCAAAAAAGGAGAACUAUUCCUAUAAUUGCUCGCAUAACCGACAUUAACGAUAACGCACCAGUGUUUUUGAAUACACCGUAUCAAGUAUCAGUUCCUGAGUUGACACCAGUCGGAACAUCUGUAGCAACUGUGAAAACAGUAGACGCAGACACUGGCGUUAACGCUCUAGUCGAGUACUCAGUGAUUCCUGGAAAUGUACCUGAAGAAGAACUCCAAAAAGGCCGAGUUAGCGAUGGUAUUAAACAUUUCAAGAUGAAAUCGUCUAAUUCUGGUGAAAUAGUACUGCAAAGUGGCCUGGACUUUGAAAAAGUUCAAAAAUAUUUCGUAACAGUACAAGCAAUGGACCGAGCCAAAAACGCUGACGAUAGACUAACUUCGACUACAACACUUACAGUGAUGGUAAAAGAUGAAGACGACCAGGAUCCGUCAUUCAACUAUCAAGGAUGUACAGUUCAAGACGGAGCAUGUAUAAAUCCAGAAUACUAUACCACUGUUGCUAGUGGUGUGAAUUCCGGAGUCCUUACAAUAAAACCAGAAAAAAUACAAGCUGUAGAUAUGGAUUCAUUGAAUUACCCCAUCAAGUAUUCGUUUAUUGAUGGCUCACCAUCGUACUACACUGAAUAUUUCACUAUUGAUCCUCAGUUCGGUACAGUAAAACAAAUCAAAGCAGUAGAUACAAGUUUAACAAAAAGAUUUUCAAUUACUGUCAAGGCUGAAGAAGAAUCGUCUAACCAUAGAUCAACUACAGCUAAACUAUACAUAGAUGUAAAACCCGUUGAUAUCAAUCCACCUAUAAUUCAUAGUUCUGCUAUCGAUGAAGGAUAUGGAUUUGUUGAAGAAAAUUCACCUAUUGGUACAAAGGUCUUAGAUAAAAAUGGACACCCAAUUGUUUUAACAAUAACCGAUGAUGAUUUAGGUCCGAAUGAUCCUAAAGUAUCGUACUCAUUUGAACUUACCACUAAUUCAUUUAAUGUGGACUCCGAUGGUUAUAUAUAUGUUAACGAAGAAAAAUUAGAUAGAGAUCCACCGAAUCCAGGAAAAUACCGUUUUCAGAUCGUAGCUAGAGAAAUAAAUGGACAUGCUGGUAGUAUUCCGUACUCAAUGACAGUAUUCCUGAAAGAUGUAAACGAUAAUCCUCCACGUAUGCCAAUGCUGUCUCCGAUCACUAUACAAGCAGGAAAUUCUAGAAGACAACUUGUCCAAAUUAAAGCAGUAGACAAUGAUGAAGGUCAGAACGCUAAUGUGUCUUACAGUAUAUAUCACGUGUCCAAUCAAGGUCAUACUAAAUUCCAUAUCGAUCCAUUAACCGGAUGGAUUGAAACUACAGGUCGAAUGAUGGCUGGAGAUCAAUACAGUAUAACUGUCCAAGCAACUGACUCUGGAGGUUUAUAUACUCAAAGUAUUGUUGAAGUUAUGGUAAUAGCUGGGCCCAACACUAAAUCUCCAGUAUUUUCACAAUCUUCAUACGAAGUGACUGUUAGUGAAGGAUCGCCAAUUAAUACAACAGUAAUUCCAUUGAAAGCCAUUGACCCAGAAAACGACCCUAUAACUUAUUCAAUUUUAUCGGGCAACGACUUAAGGCAGUUUUCUAUUGGUGAAAAAAGUGGAAUUGUCAGUGUAAUAAGAAAAUUAGACCGCGAAGAACUCACGCGUUAUCAAUUGCUAAUCAAAGCACAAGAUGAAGGUGGACUUUCCAGUACAACAACAUUAAAUAUCAAAAUUAGUGACAUUAAUGAUAAAAACCCGGAAUUUAUUGGAGCUCCGUAUGAGUUUACAGUGAAUGAAGGUAUUGAUGGAGCCCCAGUUGGCCAAGUUGAAGCUGUGGAUGGAGAUGAGGGAAUAAAUGCAAUAGUACAUUAUUCAUUACCCGAUGAUCUACCAUUUUUAAUUGAUGCAAACACAGGACAUAUACGUACUGCCACAGCACUGGACUAUGAAAAGAACAAUGAGUACAAAUUUGUAGUGACUGCUAAAGAUGGAGCAUCAGAUCCACGUAUUGGAACUGCUUCUGUAACUGUUUCCGUUAAAGAUGUUGAAGAUGAAAUCCCAAUUUUUCAUAAAACAGUGUAUGAAGCCAAAGUACCAGAAAAUGCUCCGGAUUUCCUAGUUACCCAAGUACAUGCUGAUGAUCCUGAUACAGUAAAACGAAUCACAUAUGUGAUAAAACAAGGACCUUCGGAUUUAUUUAGUAUUGAUCCAAAUACUGGAACUGUAAGGACACUACGAGGUCUAGAUUAUGAGAAGGACAGUCAACAUACCUUAAUUAUUGGUACAUUAGAAAAUCCUAAUCAUACACCUGGUGCCACAACGAAAGUUAUUGUAAACGUUGAAGAUCGAAAUGAUAUACCACCGGUGUUUCUUACUAUACCGUCACCAGUAACACUUGACGACGAUGUAGCCAUUGGAACUAAAGUUACAACACUUUUAGCUACAGAUUCUGAUGGAACAUCUCCUGGAAAUAAGGUUCGUUAUGAGUUAAGCGGCCGUGGAAAAGCAACCAAAUAUUUCCACAUAGACCCUGAUCUCGGUGUUCUAUACGUACGCGGAGAUCUACAGAAAGAACCUGAUAAUGAAUACCAGGUGGAUGUAAAAGCGUAUGAUCUGGGUGAGCCACAGCUUUCGUCAGUGACUUCAGUAACAAUAUUUGUUCGACGUGUUACAACUCCGAUACCAGAAUUAGGAAUGGGAUUCUCCGAUGACUCAUACAACGCUCGAGUCUUAGAAUCGGCUGUUGCUGGUACCUUGGUUAAGGUUCUCACAGUCGUACACCCAAGACCGUCACAACCAUAUCCUCUAGUUUGUACAAUAGUUUCCGGAAAUUCAGAAGAUGUGUUUACAAUAAACGUUACGACUGAGAAAAAUUGCGAAGUGCGUUUAAAAGAUACAAAAUUAGAUCAUGAACACGCAGAGAGUUAUCAACUGAAAAUACGUCUUGAUACGCUUGCUGGAGUCGUUAACCCGACUAAAAGUACAACUAUGCUGAACAUUCAAAUAAUCGACAUCAACGACAAUGUGCCUACAUUUGUAUACCCGGAAAGCAGCAAACGAUACGCCAAAAAUGCGUACUUCGGUGCCAUUGCUAGUGACAAAGAAAUAGGCAGCACGGUUUUGCAAGUUAAAGCAGAAGAUUUGGACGGUGGUAAACUGGGUGACGUGAGAUAUGAAUUGACCGACGACGAGGAUCAAAACUCAACGGAAGGUCCUUAUUUCGCGGUCGAUUCGAAAACAGGGAUCAUAAGAACUUUGAGGACAUUAACCGACGUUCCAUCGCGGGAUUUGCCGUUUAGACUCGUAAUUACUGCUCGUGACAACCCAGGGGCCACAAAUCCUAGCGAUUUCAACACGGCUCAAGCACACGUAGUCAUUAACGUAAUCAAAGAGCAAAACCGCAUGGUAAUGGCGAUCGACGGCACUCGUCCAGACGUCGUUAAGUCGUCUGAAAACAAAUUGAUAGACGUGUUAGAAAAAAAAUUGCAGCUCAUCGUAGGCAGUGAGAAGGUUUCUGCAAAACAGUACCGACGAAAAGACAAUCUUACCAUCGAGACAGAUUCUGGUUCGACCGAUUUCUGGUUUUAUGUUGUAGACCCAGCCAGCGAAAUGAUUUUGGAUCGAAACAAUACCAGAGUGACCAGAUCGAUACUGAACAAAGAUUCCGUCACAAACAUAACAAUGGCGAUUGUCGACAAACUAUCAAUUACCGCGUCGGAUAUUCAUUCCCCUUUGCAACAACUGAACUUCGUCACUCGAACUCAAGCCGCGAGCGUCAAUGUCCAAUGGACCGUAUUCCCGUACACUUUGAUCCUGAUGGCCGCCCUCAUACUGGUGCUGGGCAUCGCUGGUAUAAUUUACAUUAGCGUGUCGUGGUCUAGGUAUAAGGCGUACAAAGAAAGGAUGGCCAGGAUGUACGUCACGCAACGUUACGACCCGGUGUUCAUCGAGCCGAACAUGAAGGAAUACGAGGUACAGGUUCUCCAAAUGAGCGUGCCGAUUGAUGACAACGACAGUUACAACGACUUGCAACUAGACUUUAGUCGCAAGAACCACACAUUUAGUUUGGACAACGUCGGGUACAUAACCAAAGAGAACGUCGACAGCAUCGACGGACACAGCCCCGUGAGCUCGGAAGCAGCGACCACGGCCAGGACGUCGAGCGUGGGCCGGAACCGCGCGAAUGGCACCAGCACGUUCGGCCGCACGAACAUGGCGUUCGACUCGACGGGGGACGCGGAGUCCUCGAUCGCGGCGGCCGCCGCCGUCACCAGUCCCACCAACGACAACGUGACGUUCAGGGAGAAGAAGGAAUUCGGACGUCCCAUGCACAACGGCAACGGACUGACCACGUUCAACCGUAAGGACGUGGAGGUGACCACCGAACUGUAGUGGCCAUCAUCGUCCCGCCGUCCUCUCUCGUCGUGUUCGUCCGCGCCCUGUCCGUGCAGCGGACACCCACAGCGAAGUCGUCUGCGCAACGUAAACGACAGGAGUCCAGGACACACGAUCACACCCCCGCGUUCACCGUCCAUCGUUCGACAUAUUCGAAUCGACCGAUUCCUCAACCCGGUACCUACGAUGUCCUGCGCCACGGCGUCACACCACUGUGAUGCCCGACGACCGCGUUACGAGGCCGUACGCGCGACGAACAACUGUCUUUCCUUCCGUUUUCUUCUCUACACACGUAUAAUAUAACCACCGGCGAGUAUACGCGACAUGGCGUUACACGGUCGCGGGCGGUUCACUGCGGGUUCUGGACCGGUUGCGCCGACCCAAUUUUCGUGUGCCGAGGGACCACCAGUCGGACGCGUACCAAACACCCCCACCCACACGCAUAACGAUAUUCUCUCGCGCCGCCAAUGUUCUGUCGUCGUCUUCGUAAUUAAUCUUGACCCAACUAUAACGCGGCGCUGCCGAAUCGGUUGCCGUAUCGGCCGUCCGUCACGAUUUCAACAAAUGCGUCAACGCAUGUAAUUCGUUUGGAAAUCGAACGGGCACGCGAUCAGCGCCACUGUACCCAAUCAAAAUACACCGUACCAAUACCGUAGCUAUUCAUGUGUAUCAUAAUGCGUUGUACUUCUAAUGUUACGUACCACUUCGCGUGCCGUAGGUACACGGCCGGCGGAAUGUAACGCCGCCGCGACGAUCAUGCUCCCCGUGGCGAAAUCGACGAUCUCUCGUACGGCUUGCAAGUGCGAACGAGCUGAACAGGCGAUUAAAAAAAAAGAAAAAAAACCAGAAUUUAUUUUUUCUAGUUCUAAACUCGCAUUGACGUUUGAAGUUGUUGGAAAUAUAUUCGUGUUCGUAUGCGCACUCGUUACCGAGAAAAUUCAAAAUUUUCGGCGCGCAAGCUAGCGAUCGUGACUCCCAUUCCGCUGGUCGCGCGAACAUAAUAAUAUUGUGAAUAAGAAUUACGACUUAACUUCACACCCCUCUCUCGCGUUGAAUGUGUAUACCUUUACGCGGUAAAAGCCCAACAAUUCUCGUCCGCGAUAUAAUAGAAACGACUCGCCCCAAGUAAACAUUUUACUGCGCGUCCGUGGGAACACCGAUUAAAGCGUCAGCCGUCCGAUAACCCAUCAUCUUCAGAACAAUAUUGCUUUUUAAUAAUUAAAAAAUAUAAAUAAAUAGUUUCAUUAUUUAUAACAGUAGUCCUACAAAAACAUAUUAAAUAGACGAAUAGUACUUUUACCAAAACUAUGAAUAAUUGUGUUGUACUUCGUAGGUACACGCAUGACUACCAUAAAUCAAUAAAGAUCAACAUUUUUUGACUACCACAACUAUAAUAAAUUUUCUUCGGUCUUUAUGCACAUUUAUUAUACCAAACAUCAAACAACAAUUUCUAACUUCUAAUUCGUGGAAUACUUUAAAUUAAAAGAAAAAACACUGUUAAUAUUUUACUGAAUCAAUAAUACAUCAAUAUAAUAUAAUACGGAAUCUCGUCUGGACAAGGAAUAUUUUCACACAGUUAAAUAAUAUUGUUUUGCAUUAUUUUUCUGGAAUUCGUUCAAGAUCCUUUAAAUUUGUGUAAAAUUAACAUAAUUAUUCUUUAAAAAAUAAAAUUUGAACAUUAAAUAGAGCUAACAUACGUUUUAUGUAAAACGUUUCUAAAAAAUCCUAUUAAACCUUGAAAUGAAUACAUUCUAAGUAUGAAAGUAUAUUAUAGGAACAUGAAGUUUUUAACUAUGAAUUGCA